UACCAGGUGUGUUUCGCGUCACUAACUCGCUUUUUAUUUAUCAUGCUCAUUUGAAAGCAGGCGACUGUAGAGCGAAUACAAGAGCAUCGCCGGAGAUAGACGCGCGACGAGCGCAAGGCGAAGGGGCUCGGGACCUCAGGACCUCAAAACUGGACUGUUUCUGAGACUGAACACACGGUCACUGUGUGCGGGCGUAACAGUGAGAACACGAGCUGAGAUAUAUCUGGAUUCUGCACGUGAAAGAUGAACAAAAAUCACCGAGUGCCAAGUAGCCAAACUCUGAGUGUCAUGGAGGUGAAGAGCAAGGUGCGUGACACGAGAUGUUUGGAGCAGAAUAUCGGCGGUUCUCCCUGCAGCGGACAAAGCCCGGUCCAUUUAAAGAGUUCUACGGUCUCCUUCAGCGCGUGCAUCGCAUUCCCAACGUGGAGCUGCUGGUGGGCUACGCCGACGUCCACGGCGACCUUCUGCCCAUCAACAACGAUGACAACUUCAACAAGGCCAUCUCCACAGCCGGAGCGCUGCUGAGGGUAUUUCUACAGAGGCAUGAGGACGCGGAUGACUCCUGCUUCAGCCGCGUGCGUCACGUGAGGAAGAAGGCAGCGCUGCCUCGGGCCGCCGGGCAGCGGAGGCAGGCGGCGCCGCCCAUCAGCCUGCCGCGAGACUUCCGGCCCGUGUCGUCCAUCGUGGACGCGGACGUGCUGCCCCGGGACCUGCGGCGGGUGCGGCUGCACCCGCACGGGCGCGGCCGCCCGCUGGGCUUCUACAUCCGCGACGGCUCCAGCGUGCGCCGCACGCCGCGCGGCCCGCGGAAGGUUCCGGGCGUCUUCAUCUCGCGCAUGGUGCCCGGCGGCCUGGCCCAGGGCACCGGGCUGCUGGCCGUCGACGACGAGGUGCUGGAGGUCAACGGCAUCCAGGUGUCGGGGAAGAGCCUGGACCAGGUGACGGACAUGAUGGUGGCCAACAGCCGCAGCCUGGUGCUGACGGUCAGGCUGGCCAACGCGCCGGGCGGGGCUUGGCUGAGCGCGGCUCCGCAGCCCCGCGGCUCUGAGCCCGACGAUUACGCCGCGCCCAGCUUCCUGUCCGAGGAGCCGGGCUGGAACUCGGCCGAGGAGUGGGAGGGCGAAGACGAGGAUGACCUGGUGAAGGAGCUGGAAGUGGAGGCCAGCGCCACGUUGCCCGGCUACAGGACACACCUGGACCUGGGGUCAAACGGCAACACGGGCUCACUCAGUACUCUCGAAAGCGAAGACAGGUUUGACACAAAGCUGUAGCCUCAGGCGUGCGGACACACUUGAGGCUCAUAUACGCUGCUUGCAUAGCUGCUGCGGUGCGGAGCCACGUGUACCACGGCUGUCAUUCGAGCACAUCCGGUGUGUCUGUGUAUAUUUCUAGCACCAUUUCUAUCAAAUUUUGUCAGGGAUGGGGGAAGGUAAAACAUCCGCAAAGA
Molecule: messenger RNA, 1447 nt
Organism: Conger conger (European conger)
Lineage: Eukaryota; Metazoa; Chordata; Actinopteri; Anguilliformes; Congridae
Product: partitioning defective 6 homolog beta-like
Exons: 3
Coding region: 321-1271 (316 amino acids)
Biological process (GO): establishment or maintenance of cell polarity; regulation of cellular localization; centrosome cycle
Cellular component (GO): apical plasma membrane; nucleus; cell cortex
Molecular function (GO): protein kinase C binding
Source: RefSeq, a predicted model, not a curated record